Molecule: messenger RNA, 1590 nt
Organism: Gastrolobium bilobum
Lineage: Eukaryota; Viridiplantae; Streptophyta; Magnoliopsida; Fabales; Fabaceae
Product: probable polyol transporter 6
Exons: 2
Coding region: 1-1590 (529 amino acids)
Biological process (GO): transmembrane transport
Cellular component (GO): membrane
Molecular function (GO): carbohydrate transmembrane transporter activity
Source: RefSeq, a predicted model, not a curated record
AUGCAAGACAAUUCUGCACAGGAAAAACAGAUGAAGUCCCAUUAUUACUACCCACUUCCUGAUUCAGAUUCUUCUUCCACAAAAGCUGAUCUGAGGAAUGAGGAAAAACAAGGAACUUGUGCACAUGAGGCUCCUGAAGCUAGCUCUCACAAGCAUAACAUAUCUGAGGAUUCUGUUUCAUACCAAAGCAAGUCUCAUCUCAACAAAUAUGCACUUGCUGGUGCUAUUUUGGCUUCAACAAACUCUAUUCUCUUGGGCUAUGAUAUUGGGGUCAUGAGUGGUGCUGUGCUUUUUAUAAGGGAAGAUCUUAAUAUCACAUCAGUCCAAGUAGAAAUACUUGUGGGGUGCUUAAAUGUGUGUUCAUUGAUUGGAUCUCUAGCUUCAGGCAAGACUUCUGAUUGGAUUGGAAGAAGGUACACAAUAAUUCUUGCUGCAGCAACAUUCUUAAUAGGUGCUGUGUUGAUGGGGCUAGCACCUUCAUUCCCAUUCCUAAUGGCUGGUCGUGUAGUUGCUGGCAUUGGUGUUGGUUACUCUCUUACGAUUGCCCCAGUUUAUGUAGCUGAACUUUCACCUACUCUUACAAGAGGCUUCCUCACAUCACUCCCUGAAGUCUUCAUCAAUGUUGGCAUUCUAAUUGGUUACAUUUCAAACUAUGCUCUUUCAGGCCUCCCAAAAGAUAUAAAUUGGAGACUAAUGCUUGGUCUUGCAGCAUUACCAGCACUUUUUGUGGCAAUGGGUGUGCUAGCAAUGCCAGAGUCACCUAGAUGGCUUGUAGUGAAAGGUAGGUUUCAGGAAGCAAAACAGGUUUUGAUUAGAACAUCAGAUAACAAAGGAGAAGCUGAACUUAGGCUUGCUGAAAUAUCAGAAGCUGCUUCAAUCACAAACCAGGACAAUGCAGGACAUGGUCAAGGUGUUUGGAAGGAGUUGCUUUUCUCACCCUCUCGCCCUGUCUUAAGGAUUCUUGUUGCUGCCAUUGGUGUUAACUUCUUCAUGCAAGCUUCUGGGAAUGAUGCUGUUGUUUAUUACAGCCCAGAAGUGUUUAAGGAAGCUGGGAUUCAGGGUGAAAAGCAGCUUUUUGGUGUUACAAUUAUCAUGGGAAUAACCAAGACUUGCUUUGUUUUCAUUUCAGCUUUGUUCUUGGACCGUUUUGGGAGGAGGCCCAUGUUGUUGUUGGGCUCAUCUGGCAUGGCAGUGUCAUUGUUUAUACUGGGCUUGGGCUGCACCUUGCUUCAGUUGUCUGAUAAUAAGCCCGGAUGGGCCAUUGCUUUAUGUGUGGUUUCUGUGUGUGCUACAGUUUCCUUCUUCUCUAUUGGGCUUGGGCCCAUAACAUGGGUCUACUCAUCAGAGAUUUUCCCUAUGAGGUUAAGGGCCCAAGGUUCCAGCUUGGCCAUUUCUGUGAACCGUUUGGUGAGUGGGAUAUUGUCCAUGACAUUCCUUAGUAUUUCAGAGGCAAUAACAUUUGGGGGUGUGUUCUUUGUACUCUCUGGGGUAAUGGUGGUUGGCACAUUUUUCUUUUAUUACUUUCUACCAGAGACCAAAGGCAAGAGCUUAGAGGAGAUUGAAGCUUUGUUUGAAGAUGAUGCACAUUGA